CAACGAGAGAAGAGAGAGGUGGCGACCUGAUGGAUCCGACUACUACCGCCAAGCUUGCGACAACGGCAUGCAAGCACAGGAAAGACGGACAGAAAUUCCUGACCGCGGUGCUGGAGACCAGCCAAGGCAUCGACGUCUCGGUGGACUCCGAAGAGCUCGCCGGGCACGUCGACGAACACUUCGACGGCCACGCGGAGGCGGGGAAGGCCAUCGUAGAGGGGUUUAAGAGGGCCAUCCAAGUCGCCACAACAUCACGUACGUAA
Ectocarpus sp. CCAP 1310/34 is the source of this 263-nucleotide messenger RNA. NCBI's taxonomy places the organism in Eukaryota, Phaeophyceae, Ectocarpales, Ectocarpaceae. The record is from the annotation of a GenBank genome assembly.